Molecule: messenger RNA, 279 nt
Organism: Cooperia oncophora
Lineage: Eukaryota; Metazoa; Nematoda; Chromadorea; Rhabditida; Trichostrongylidae
Source: the annotation of a GenBank genome assembly
AUGAAUAAGCUCCUUGCCCCAGUACGCAAUUUCACGGUCGCUAUUGGAAGUAUCUGCAAGUAUCCAAAGAAUUAUCCAGUGUUGUGCCCGAAGAUUUUCCAAAGGAAAAUAGCUAAGAUUUAUGUACCGGACAACUUUGAUGAGUGCUCUUAUGUCAACGAUCUAGCAAUAAUGGAAUUGGAAACUCCCGUAUCCGAAGUGCUAGCAACGCCGAUUUGCUUACCAAACAAGUUUCACGAAGCUCGCCACUACGCUUCAGCAAGCUGGAAUUGGAUUUAG